CUACAUAUAUCCCUCUGAAAGGCAACAGAGAGGAUUCUUCAUACAAUACAUAUCAAAUACAUACUCAUCUGGCUGUGUUGAGGCUUUUGCACAAGUGCAGACUCUCGCCCUACUGCAGCGUUGGAUGUGAUGAUGGAUUAUAGCACGCAAGGGAAAGGUGCGAUGACCAUCGUGUCUUGGUUGAGAUUAUUAUUGGCUGUGGGACACCAUUGAAUUGAGCGUCGAAGAUUGGAUGUUGUUAUUUUUCUCACAAUUUCUGUAGGAACACGACAAGAGGGGUGAGGUAUGGGAUCCCGACCCGAAAUCCCUUCCUUGGCAAUGAAUGACACGUGGCGCAAGGAGCGACAGUGCGGCACAAAGGCUUCUGUGCGAGGUUACACACUGCCCCACGAUGUCAGGUUUGUAUGUUUUUGGGCAAGUUAGUACUGUUAGGGAGAGGGUAUAGACUGCGCGAUUCCAUGUGGAGAUUAUCAUCACCGAAACACAAGAGUUUCCAAACGUGGACGGGGGCGGCGGCGACGACGACGAGUGAAAUUUUUCAUUGAUUGUAGUGUAUUGGUACAGUGGUGCGUUGACCUGGUCCGGUGGACGGGUGGGUGUGGAGCAGAGGGGGUGCGGAAGCGGUACACAGCAGAGCUCCUUGGAUCAUUUCAACACCGCAGGUAAGGCGGUGUUGCUUAAUGCUGAAGCCAACGCCGGUGAUGAUGAUGUUGAUGAUGUGCGACUCCCCUUUCCUGGCUGGCGACUUUUGAUCGCUUCGUCUUGUGCUCUGGUUAAGCGUGCUGCUGCUGCUGCUGUUCGUGAAGUCAGCUCUGUUGAAGGGGAUUGCUUCUAUGUAUAUGCAUGCUUUUGCAUGAGGGUGUUGUUGCGAGAUCACAGCGGUGGGUAGAGGGAGGGGUCAUUAUUCUCAGGUGCUGGGGGUGUAUGUGGUGAUAUGGUUGAGUAUAGUUGUGGAGUGCGGCUCAAGAGCGCACAGUUCAAGCACCAGCGGAUGCGCCAGCGGGUGAAUGUGUACCUGGCGCACUUCAGAGGACAGUCGGAGGAGUAUGUACCUGGCGCACUUCAGAGGACAGCCUGCCGCACCUGGACCUGCAAAGCCAAUUUGGCGAAGCGAGCAGCAGACCUUGUGCUGGAUGUGGCGGUCUACUAGGCGUGUGCGUGCGACAUCCGGUCGAUUUCAAUGUCGUUUCAACGGAGUACGAGUCGGCGCGCAUUUAUGGUCACUGUGUGCAUGCAUGCAUGUGGUCACUGUGUGCAUGCAUGUGCUCCAGAUUGGGGCUACCUACGUUCGGUGGCUUUCUUCGUACUGCGAAACAGCUCGAUGACCUGAUCGCUAGAACAAAUUCAUUGUUUUCAAAAUAACGAAAGGAAGGGAGGAAGGGGGCGGCUAUGAAAGCGUGACCGACAGACGGAGGAGAGCGAGCUAAGCGUGGAGCUGUAAGAGAAAGAGAUAUAGACUCCGAGGAGGUGUUGUCAAACUCUCUGUCUAGGUCAGCUUCUACUUCUUCUUCCCUUAAUUCCACGAGCUCGAAUUUCGUUUCACAAGCAAAUGUCAUAUUUGUAUCACCUCAGAGAUGUUUUCCCUGUUCGGUUUCUUGUUUGAUUUCUUGUUUGGGGUUUAAUUUCCGCUUCAAUCAAUUUGUUAAAGAAAAGUGUGUGUUGUUGUGUUUGCGCACGGUGCUUUGUGCGGUAGCAAGCACAACGGAGGUAAGGAUGAAGAAGAGUGUAUUAGGAUGGUCGAGGUCUCGGGACACAUCGGCCAUCGGAUUAUAUGAUUGGUGACCCGACCACCACGUCUCUGGUGCCAGCGGGCAGCAAUUUCAUGACAGACUGACAGUGUGUGUAUCUGCUCAACGGAGAUGUUUCCAUCGGCCAGCGGAAGAAGGCAUGGAGGUAGGGAGGAGGGGGAAGGUGUUUCAUCCCACAUGUCAUGGAAGGUGUAAAGGAUGGGAGCACUUCCUAGAGUUUUUGUGUGGUCGAACAGUAUAUGGGUGUAGACAGAGGUCGUGAUUACGACAACAGGUACUUUGAUGGGCAGCGAGCGAGGCUCUCCGAAGAAGAUCAGACGUGCUAUCUAUCCGCUCCCUGGGGGGAGGGGGGAGGCGGGAGGCGGGAGGGAGCAAUCGGAACUGAGCUGCCCUUCUGUCGAUUGGGUUUGUUAGCAAAAAAUAUACAGUAGGUUGUCAAUGAUUGUUAAGCUGUGUUUUGUAGGCUACGCACAGCGGUCGCCCUUUGUUCUCGUCGCCCUUUUCCCUCGCCUGGUUUCCCGUUUACGUGGAGAUCUUCCCCCCCUCUAAUCCGUAGUGUCGUUGCUUAUGUCGGGUCAGUGCGAAGAUGCACUACGGCUCACUUGUUUGUUCUAUUAUUUCUCCCUCCCAUACCCCUUGACAGUACAGAGGAGUUCAUUGCUUCUGAAUAGGGCAUCCAACAACAUCAUGCUUUGCGGUGCAGUCAUCUAGAAAAUGGAGAGAGAGAGAGAGAGAGAGAGAGAGAGAGAGAGAGAGAACCUUCCUAUCUAUCGUCACGCUCAACCCUCCCUCCAUUACUCUCCGUGUCUCCUCCUCCUCCUAAUCGUCCUCCUCCCUCUCCUGCGCACCCGUCUUUCCACCCUGAUCCCGUAAUGGGUUCUGAUAUUACAAACAACAAACCCAAAUUUGAUUCUUCCUCGGGGAACUCUAUCUAGGUAACAUGAUGUACAUCGGACUGGUUUGUUUCUGGGCCGGGCCGGAAUUUAUGUUCCCGGUCCCCUCUUUUUUUUUUCAUGGUCCACAUUUCCACAAACAUUUUUCUGCCGUCUGUGGGCAGGUCGUUUGCCCAUCUGCCCAGAUCGAUCGCCAUCCUUAUCAUCGUUGUAAAUUUAAUAAACUCGAAUGUUCAUAAAGGUUUCCUCCUGGACUUCUGGCCACCGAAGUAGAGCUGUGGGCUGAGAGAUCGACUUGCUCAUUGCAGUUUUCGAGCGUUUAUGCCGUCGAGUCCGAGUGAGUCGUCUGCUUUCGAGA
Messenger RNA from Chara braunii, 2999 nucleotides. NCBI's taxonomy places the organism in Eukaryota, Viridiplantae, Streptophyta, Charophyceae, Charales, Characeae. The record is from the annotation of a GenBank genome assembly.